Messenger RNA from Pisolithus orientalis, 933 nucleotides. Its product is annotated as DUF55-domain-containing protein. NCBI's taxonomy places the organism in Eukaryota, Fungi, Basidiomycota, Agaricomycetes, Boletales, Pisolithaceae. The transcript is spliced from 9 exons. Gene Ontology annotation, cellular component: nucleus. Bases 99 to 743 code for a protein of 214 amino acids. The record is from RefSeq and is a predicted model, not a curated record.
UCGUCAAGGGAAAGGACGUCAAGUUCAGUGUUGAUGACUUUGAGGCUGUGGGGACGACAGCAUGGGAAGGGGUCCGCAAUUUCGAAGCAAGAAAUCUGAUGAAAGAAAUGUCAAUUGGAGACAAGGUGUUGUUCUAUCACUCAAACUGUAAGAAUCCUGGCGUUGCAGGUUUUGCGGAGGUGUGCAAAGAAGCGUAUCCAGACUACACUGCGUGGGACAGUUCCCACCCUUACUACGAUCCAAAAACGAACAAGGAGGUACCAAAGUGGUUCAUGGUAGAUGUGAAGCUCCUUUCGCGCGCUCCGCACUUUGUGUCCUUAUCCUUGUUGCGUCGCGUCGCUGGUGUAUCGUCACAUGAUGCUCUGGAAGAAAUUGCGUAUGUGGGAUCAGAUGGGCUAAGAGCCAUUAAAGAAAUGGCACUUCUGAAUCGUGGCCGUCUGAGCGUCCAGAGGGUAUCUGAAGCAUGUUGGAGCGUCAUUGAAGAGAUGGCCAAAAGAGGUGGUUGGGAAGAUGUGUCCUCUUCUCACAAGGCCAAGGCAAAGUUUACUAAAAGUGACCACACCAGGAAAACGGCGGAAAAGGACGCACGAGAAGAUGUUAAGGAUGGAAUUAGGGGGAGUACUGAAUCAAAUGUGCCUGGAUUGGGAAGCCCUGGUGUAACGAGUGGGAGGAGAGGACGCAAAAGGAAAGAAUCGGAUGGAGAUGCGAUCAACGCUCGUCGCAAAUCCGCGAGAACGAAGUAGGACGGUGUUCACGCCCUAUUUGCAAAAUCACCAACUUAUUGGUAGUCAUGUGUUGUCCUUGUGACCGUUUCUGUUCCACCUUCGACGGUCGGCUCUUCUGGAAUGAAUUCCACGAAAUGGUUAUGUAAAGGUCCCUGGAUCAUAUGAUAGAAUCCGUGCAUUCGAAGUCAUUGGGGAGGACGAUCGUCGU